Messenger RNA from Trichobilharzia szidati, 599 nucleotides. The record is from the annotation of a GenBank genome assembly. NCBI's taxonomy places the organism in Eukaryota, Metazoa, Platyhelminthes, Trematoda, Strigeidida, Schistosomatidae.
CGCACGUUAAAAUAUCUUAGUUUUCGUCGUUAUUCUGAUCCGUUAUUAGUUGAUAUGAGAUUCAAUAUUUUUCAAGUUGUUUGCGACGUUUAAGUGCACCUCUGCGCGGGUAGUUUGUUUGUCGAGUCUUCACGCCUACAUAACUGCCGUAGUGGGUUACGAAUAACAUGGCAAUCAGACCGUUGCAUCAUCCUAAGAUCAUCAAAAAACAUCACAAAAAGUGGCAUAGACAUCAUAGUGACUUGUACAAAAGGCUGGGAGACAAAUGGAGAAAGCCAAGGGGUAUCGACAACCGAGUUCGCCGUAGAUUCAAAGGUCAGGUGCGUAUGCCGAAAAUCGGUUACGGUUCAGCAAAACGAACUCGUCAUAUACAUCCCGAUGGCUUCAAGCACGUCAUUAUUCACAACAUAAAGGAGUUGGAGGUCCUUCUAAUGCAACAUCGGUCACAUGCUGCUGUAAUCGCUCACACUGUAGCAAGGAAGAAUCGAGUCAAGAUUGUUGAACGCGCUAAGCAACUCAGCAUAAGGGUCGUUAACGCCAAUGCAGGAUUAAGGUCCGCUGAGAAUGAGUGAGUAUGCAAUAAAAAUUGGUAUGAUCAA